Messenger RNA from Necator americanus (New World hookworm), 2016 nucleotides. RefSeq lists its product as uncharacterized. The record is from RefSeq and is a predicted model, not a curated record. Lineage: Eukaryota; Metazoa; Nematoda; Chromadorea; Rhabditida; Ancylostomatidae. Gene Ontology annotation, molecular function: acetolactate synthase activity; thiamine pyrophosphate binding; flavin adenine dinucleotide binding. Gene Ontology annotation, biological process: L-valine biosynthetic process. Gene Ontology annotation, cellular component: acetolactate synthase complex. The transcript is spliced from 18 exons. The coding region runs from base 1 to 2016 and encodes 671 amino acids.
AUGAUUGCGAGAAUUCGUUUUGAACUCAUCCCGAAGAUAGAAGAUUUCUAUGCUCUACCUAAGCAACAGAAAGAAUCUUCCUUCCACUACUUCACUUCCUCUCGUUCCGGGAACGUAGUCCUCUCUAGUCAAUGUUUUUGGUCGUCUUCAUAUUCGCAGCUUUCGUUCUUUGAUGAGAUUUAUAACAUCACUCGUCUUCUCACUUGUGGUAACGGUCAACACGUCGUAUCAAAUAUGUUCCAGGUAGAUGAAAACUCAGGAAGGCAUGGUGGUGAACUGGUUGCUUCUGUACUUAAGUCGCACAAUAUAAAAGAGAUCUUCGUGCUCUGCGGUGGUCACAUAUCCCCUAUCCUUGUUGCUGCUGAGAACCUCGGUAUCAAGAUAAUCGAUACGCGUCAUGAGGUAACUGCCGUGUUCGCAGCAGAUGCAGUCGCUCGUCUUCGUCAGUCAAUUGGAGUUGCAGCUGUGACUGCUGGUCCAGGUUUGACCAACACGAUCACUGCAGUGAAGAAUGCGCAAAUGGCAGAAAGUCCUUUGUUAUUAGUUGGAGGUGCGGCACCGACCUUGCUCAAAGGUCGCGGUGCGUUACAAGACAUAGAUCAACUUUCUCUAUUUCGUCCACUCUGUAAAUUUGCUGCUCGUGUGGAACGACUUCGUGACAUUGUCCCAACAUUACAGCAAGCAAUUAAAGCCGCCACUUCAGGUUGUCCAGGACCAGUAUUUGUUGAAUUUCCUGUUGAUGUUCUUUAUCCUUAUCAACUUGUGGUUAAGGAAAUAGGAUUUACUUCGACACCUACAGGUUUUUUGCAAAAAGCUCUAAAUAUGUAUCUUCGCUGCCACAUAUCUCGGCAGUUCAGUGCUGCUUGGCAACCGCAGGAUAUCACCCCGCUACCCACAACGAUUCCUAUGCCAAAGGCGGGACAGGUGUCGAACAUAGUGCAGCUAAUUCUCCAAGCGAAAAGGCCAGUAAUGCUUAUUGGUAGCCAGGCAACUCUUCCUCCAGUUACUCCGAAAGAACUAGCUACAGCUGUUGAGGCAUUGGGUAUCCCUGUAUAUCUCGGGGGAAUGGCACGUGGCUUACUUGGAAGGGAAAAUCGUCUUCAAAUGCGCCAGAACAGAAGGGAUGCAUUGCGUAGUGCGGAUUUAACAAUCCUUGCAGGAACAGUCUGCGAUUUCCGGCUUUCCUACGGGCGUGUUUUAUCGAAGAAGUCAAAGGUUGUAUGCGUGAACAGGAGCAGGAACCAAUUAACCAAGAACGAGAAAACAUUCUGGAAUGCAGAUGUGUCUGUGCAAGCUGACGUAGCAUCAACGCUCCUUCUUGUCGCCCGUGAAUUGGGAAAGAGAGGCCAUGAAAUGCCAAAUGAGUGGAUAAAUGAAUUGAGAACUAAAGAGAAUGAAAAGGAAGAAGCUCUUGCCAACAAAACGAAGGAUGAGAUAGCGAAUGGCUACAUUAAUCCGUUAAACUUCCUCGCCCGUCUUGAAAACAAACUUCCCAAUGAUGCGAUACUGGUUGCUGAUGGAGGUGAUUUCGUGGGCUCGGCUGCCUACAUAGUGAAGCCACGCGGACCGCUACAGUGGCUUGAUCCAGGAGCAUUCGGAACCCUAGGAGUGGGUGGUGGAUUUGCUCUCGGGGCCAAGGUUGUUUAUCCUGACCGCCCUGUAUACAUAUUAUGGGGAGACGGUUCUUCUGGGUACUCUAUAAUGGAAUACGACACUUUUUCACGUCACAAACUGCCAGUUAUUGGAGUAAUUGGGAACGAUGCAUGUUGGACCCAGAUUGCGCGAGAACAAAUUCCGAUGUUCAGAAGCAGCGUGGCUGUGGAUCUAGCACGUACACGCUAUGACAAUGUCGCAACAGCACUAGGUGGAUGGGGAUCGACUUUGUCCGGCGAGAACGUUGGUUCCACAGAGCAGAUGCUUGAUGAAGCACUGCAACAGAAUGAAAAAGGUCGUAGCGCUUUGCUAAAUGUCCUCAUUGGAAAAACUGAUUUCAGAGAAGGAUCGAUAUCUGUUUAG